AUGGCCAUCCAAACCUACCAAUAUGUCCUCGAUUUCUGGUUCGGGGCAAGAUCCUCGCGCGACUAUCUAAUAGAGAAAUCCUUUUGGUACGGUAGCCCUUCGGACGAUGCGUACAUGAGAAAACAUCUCGGUGGAUUAUAUCAAAAUGCCAAAGAUGGAAAACUCGACUCGUGGAAGGAUGCGGGCGAGGGCGAGGGCGCGUUGGCCCUAGUUCUCUUACUCGAUCAAGUCCCGCGCAACAUCUUUCGUGAUACUCCACAGGCGUACGCUACCGACUCGCAGGCAAUUUCAAUCGCUCAUUAUACAAUUGAUAAGGGUUGGGACAAGACGCUCCCAGUCAUUCAAAGGCGAUAUAUGUACUCCCCGCUCAAUCAUUCUGAAAACCUUAAGGACCAACAGAGGUCGGUGGAAUUGUUUACCGACCUUGGGGACUCAUAUCACCUACGCUGGGCGAAGAAUUUCCACGAUCAGAUCAAACAAAAUGGACGAUUUACCCAUCGUGAUUGGAUUCUGCAUAGAUCAUAA
Molecule: messenger RNA, 525 nt
Organism: Penicillium cosmopolitanum
Lineage: Eukaryota; Fungi; Ascomycota; Eurotiomycetes; Eurotiales; Aspergillaceae
Product: DUF924 family protein
Exons: 1
Coding region: 1-525 (174 amino acids)
Molecular function (GO): protein binding
Source: RefSeq, a predicted model, not a curated record